Messenger RNA from Caenorhabditis angaria, 2229 nucleotides. The record is from the annotation of a GenBank genome assembly. NCBI's taxonomy places the organism in Eukaryota, Metazoa, Nematoda, Chromadorea, Rhabditida, Rhabditidae.
AUGGACGACGAUCCAAUUCUAAUUGAAUAUUUUGGACAUGGUUACAGUCCGAUAAUGGCUGCUAUCAACACGGAUUUGUGUCAAACUCAACCCGAUGGUAUAUUAUUUUGUCCGAAGACCGCCGAAAACGACCAAGGUCCAUUCUGGGUUCGCAAUGUCUAUCCUCCGAUUCAGGUUUGUGAAAUGGGUCUUUAUGAUUUUGAAAUAUUGUAAGACCGUGUAAAAAACCAUACGUGUCGAGUAAAAAUUGAACCCUUCGGCAACCUACAUAAAUGACUAGAGUGUAAUAUUUUCCUGGAAGUUCCGAUUGCAGAAUUAUUUGUUCCUAGAAUACUAAUCACUUUGUUUUUUUUCGGCAACAUCAAAAGUUUUUUCCAUUCUCUAUUUCUUUUGAAGUAAACCAAAAACAGGAAAGAAUUUUUCGGAUUCAUGUUGACAACAAAUAUGAAUAAUAAACCCUCUAUUCUUUCUCUUCUUUCCAUCUUUUUUUCGAAAAAAAUACCAAGCACGGCGAAAAAUUGCUAUUAUACCACAUAGACACCAGCUCAAGAAAAAAUAAAAUAAAAUUAUGUCCAGAAAUUAUUGUUGUUUUGAUGUUAGAAAUGAGGAAAAGAAAUGAAAUGAGAUGAAAAAUGAAACCAAAAAGUUUCGAGUUUCAAAACAUGUGUACGAAAAGAGUUUUUUGUUUGGGAUCAAGUUGCAUAAUUAGAAUAAACUAAUUAUUUUUUGCAGGAACUUCAACCCAAAGUUUUGAUUGUUGUGGUAAUUUUCGUGCUCUGCUUUAUUGUGGGAGUUUGCGGAAAUUCGUCAAUCAUUACAAUUAUUCGCGGGGUGAUGGAAGAUCGGCAAAAACGGUGAGUGACUCAGAACUAUAUUGAAUUAGGAGAUCUCCAAAAUUGUUUUGCCAUUAAUCAUUCUCAUUAUCAUCUUCUUAAUUUGCAGAAUGAAACGGCAUGGUGACAACGCAAUAUUGUAUAUUGCUGCACUUUGCGUUUGUGAUUUCCUAAUGUCACUUAGUCUCCCGCCGGCGAUUUUAGACAGUGUCAUUGGUUUCUGGAUUUUCGGAACAACUAUGUGUAAACUUCAUCAUAUUUGUGGAAGUGUGGGACGGAUUGUGAGCACAUUUUUGAUCACCGCAAUGUCGUUCGAUCGAUAUGUGGCAGUUUGUUAUCCUCAUCAACAUCGUCUUCGUAGCCGAAAUUUCGUCUUGUCUACUAUUUUGUGUAAGUCACACAUCCAUCACAAAUUUACUAUCUCUUGUUCUUGCAAAGCUUAUUAGAAGCCAUACUCGUUAGAUAAUUCUUAAUCACUAAUUCCAUUAUUUUAUUUGUAGCCUCAUUCAACGAAAAAAAUAUAUUUGCAGGUCUCUCAACAAUCGCCUUCGUCCUUCUCCUUCCAAUGCUUACCUACGCAAAGGCUAAGGAAAUGGUCCUCCAUGAGCUGAAAGCUCACGAUAGCCAGAAUAUUACUCGUGUUCGAGUCUUCAAAUGUUCAGAUAUGAUGCCAGCACCAGUUUUCUACUGGUUCACAUCAACUACAUUUAUUCUGGGUUACGUUGUUCCAUUGAUCCUUAUCGUGUAUUUCAAUCUCAAGUUGAUCAACAAACUUUAUGCACAUAAAAGGUGUGGGAACAUUUCUUUUCUAACUCUAAUUACUUGGCAAUUCUAUUUUUUCACACGUUUUUGAUUAUUUCAGAGUACUCCCACGCUCCGCUAUUCCAGUCCGCCGUGUUGUUGUCUACACAGUUCUCAUCGCCGCUGUUUAUUUUGUCUGCUGGACCCCUUAUUGGUUCUCGGUUCUUUACGCAAUCGUCAUGUCUCUUCUCGAACUUCACACAACUAAUUCUGAAUGGGUUCUUUUUGCGAUUUAUUGUGUACAUCUUCUUCCAUACUUUGGAUCGUCUUCUAAUUGGAUUCUGUACGGUUUAUUGAACACACAACUUCAAAUGAAAAAUGAUAUGGGUGAUGAUCAAUCGAUAGUGACUACAAAUGGAGGGCAAGAUUUUCACAAACGGUUAGUUGUUGUGUGGAGAUGUUUUCUCAACAAAAAUUAAAUAUAUAAUUUUAAUUUAUUUUUAGAUCUAACAGUCGAAGUAUAUGCGACGGCGCUAACAAUUCUCGAUGUCAAUCCAACGCUAGCGGACAAAAAUGGCAAAGUUCUCCAUUGAUACGUGGAAAUAGCGAAACUUCGAUGGUUUUCUAUCAAGAUACCGAGCAAACACAUUUGUAA